UAGAGCUAUGCAGCGGAGCAGCAUCGCUUCUGCGGAUGUAGCAGAAACUUUUUACGGCUUCUCCCGAGGGAUGCGACUAGAAACCAACACUGGAGGGGCAAAGUUAAGAGCCAGCAGCGAUCGACGGAGGGAGUAAAAUAAAAUGUGGAUGAACUGACAUUUACUCCACUAUCUGGGCCGGGUAAUUACUGAACCUGAAGUCAGAGCAAUCUUCGCUUCUUUGAAAAAUGGCCGUUCGUGGCAACUCACUGAUGCCUUUCUCAAUCCAAGCCAUCCUGAACAAAAAAGACGACAGUCGACACUUGCCAGAUUUGGACAUGUGCUUCUCAAAGACUGCCUGCUGGAAAAUAUUCGGAGAGAUGGACGGCGGAUCCAGGAGAAACGAGAGUGAAGCUUGUGAGCCGACCGACCAGAAGAGCUACGACUCGGAUUCGGGACUCAGUGAGGACAACGACAGCAAGACUCCAGCCCCAUGUAAAUCGGAGAAAGACGGAGACCCUGCGUCGGAUGUGCCGGAGGAAAGCCUGCAAGAGGAGACGGACCACGAGUCUGCAGCUGCGGAAAACUCCAAGAGUGACACGGAGCCCGGUAAUGGCACGGAUUCCAGCAACCUGGACGAGAAGAGUCUGGAUCAACCUAAACAGCGGAAAAAGCGCUCCAGAGCUGCCUUCUCUCACGCACAGGUCUUCGAGCUGGAGCGCCGUUUCAACCACCAGCGGUACCUUUCCGGGCCGGAGCGGGCGGACCUGGCGGCCUCCCUGAAGCUCACAGAGACUCAGGUGAAGAUCUGGUUCCAGAACCGCCGGUACAAGACGAAACGCCGCCAGAUGGCCGCCGAUCUGAUGGCUUCGACCCCAGCAGCCAAGAAGGUGGCAGUGAAAGUUUUGGUGCGGGACGACCAGAGACAGUACAGCCCGGGAGAGAUCUUACGGCCCCCGCUGCUCUCCCUACAACCGUCCUACUAUUACCCCUACGCCUACUGCCUCCCUGCAUGGACGCUCUCUGCGUGUGCGGGGAACCAGUGAAAACUCGGUGACUGUAUUUAUUCAUUUUUAUUAUUUUUGCUCCCAGGAAGCCCAAAUAGCUUUACUUCUGACAAGAGGAAGAGGUCCGAGGGGACUGCUCAACGUCUCUGAUUGAAUUUCCUCACCAUGUUGUCCAGGCAAGACAGCAAAAACUUUUCAUGGCUUUUCACAUCCUGAAAUACUUUAAAGCGACUCCUUCAUGUAUGUAGUAAGGUUUCCCCCCUCCAGGGACCCGUUAAAGAAACAGUUUCUCAUGGUUUAGACCCUAAAAUCAUAAGCGGAGAGACAGGACCUCCUAAAAAUGUCACUAUGUUAUCCUCUGAGGAGUGACACAGCAAUAAUAUUAAAGUAUUUGUGUCUUUGCUUGGACUCCCUCAAGGACUUCCGAAGCCCCCGGAACCUGUUUUGGAAACCGGAGGCCUGAGCAGACUGAAAAUGUCACCUUAAUGUCGAUUUAUAUUUUACAUGCGCCUUCCUACCUCUGCAGUGAUUGGAAAUAGGCAUAUUCCAUUAACUUCUCAAACAGCUGUCUCUGUUUCAGGUUGUGUAUUUUUUUCUCUUGCUGUGUUUGUAAAGGUAAGAUAAUUCAGCACUUUUGAGCAUAUACGUUACUUUAUUUCAAUGCAUUAUAGUGUGGUUCGC
Pundamilia nyererei is the source of this 1667-nucleotide messenger RNA. It is a transcript of the gene nkx3-2, whose product is annotated as NK3 homeobox 2. Gene Ontology annotation, cellular component: nucleus. The record is from RefSeq and is a predicted model, not a curated record. The transcript is spliced from 2 exons. Gene Ontology annotation, molecular function: DNA-binding transcription factor activity, RNA polymerase II-specific; RNA polymerase II cis-regulatory region sequence-specific DNA binding. NCBI's taxonomy places the organism in Eukaryota, Metazoa, Chordata, Actinopteri, Cichliformes, Cichlidae. The coding region runs from base 228 to 1025 and encodes 265 amino acids. Gene Ontology annotation, biological process: regulation of transcription by RNA polymerase II; cell differentiation.